GGAGCCCCGCUGCGGGAGGGCUUAAGAGCUAGAAACGAACUUUUAAAUUGAACGAAGCAUACAAAAACUUUGAAAGCAUCUCUGGGCUCUGAAAACUCGCACUAAGGAACCCCACUGGAUGGGAUUGUUCUUGGGCACUGGUGAUUCAUGAAGUUUGGAAAAGGGUUAGUUUCCAAUUGUAGAACCGACCGGGGCAGGAGUGGGGGGAGUGGGAGCUGCGGUCCGAGGAGUGAUAGGGAAGGCGCUCAUUUUUGGAAAUCCUAUAGACAAAGAAUAUGGGGGUGGGGGCAAUGGCUUAAACUUGCACUGCCUGUGGGCAGAGCGUAGAAUCAGUGGGAGGAAAUGCGGAGCCUCUUGGUGUGAGCAGCCUCGGCUGUUGGGGAAUUGCUGGAAUUUCACCCCCACCCCCAUUAUUUCUUUUUUCUCACAUUGCUCGAUUGUGUUGAAACAUUAAAACAGCUUAAAAGUACACUUCUGCUGACCAGUGCGUGUGCUGUUCUUUUCUAACUUUCUAGUUCUAGGAGAGGAGGCAUAUGCUGGGGGAUGACAAUAAACAAAACUGCCCACCUAAGUGUAGCAGUGCACCAGAGGUCCGUGUAUGUGAGUUUCUGGAGAGUAGUUUUGCACUCGAAAUCAGAAAUGUCGUGGCACGUAUUGUUACCACCAGCAGCUGACUUCUCUAUUUUGCGCAUGUGUUCUGGUUAAACUAAAAACAUGCAUGCAAUCAACUAAUGUACGGAACUUCUAGGAUUUGCUGCAAUAGGUUAUGAAUAGUUUUCACUUAAUACCUUUAAAUUGACUUGGGCACUGGCUUUCGAAAAAACAAAAAGAAGAAGAAAGAAAAGGGAGUUGCUUCACUGAGGCGCUCAGCUUUCCUGUUUACCGCGAGGCGGGGCGGGCCUGGAGGCCCACACCUCACUGCGCCCUCGGACUCUGAGCACAUCUGCUCCCACAGAGCUAUUAAUAGAGCCACAAAAUGACUUACGCUGUCACAUAAUUUACGUGCAAAUCUGAUGUCUUACGUGGUGAUUGGGAGGUGGUGCUUCUCUCUUUGAGCUGGGGUGGGAGUGGGGGCGUAGAAGCGCCUACCGCCCUUAGAUGGGCAGUUGGGUCUUUUCGGAAGCCAGCCAGAGGGCUGGUGCUGAGAGCGCCCGCUGAGGUGGUGCCUGCUCCAGAGAAUCUCCCUGCUGGAAAUCGGAGUGGGGGUGAUGGAGGCGAGCGGCAGUUUCCGAGGCCCUCUCCAGCCAAGGAAAGCUACACAAAAAAACCUGGAUCUCUCACUGAACCCCGGCUGCAGACAGUGAGGGCUCGCUCGGCCUCGCCCUCUAGCGUUCGUCUGGAGAAGCGCCACCCCCGGGUUCCUGGGGACACAGUGCCGCGCCAUGGGGUCCACCAGCAUCCCGCUGGUCAAGGCCCUCCGCAGCUCUGUCUCCGAUUAUGUCAACUACGAUAUCAUCGUCCGGCAUUACAACUACACCGGGAAGCUGAACAUCAGCGCGGACAAGGAGAACGGCAUUAAGCCGACCUCCGUGGUGUUCAUUCUCAUCUGCUGCUUCAUCAUCCUGGAGAACAUCUUUGUCUUGCUGACCAUUUGGAAAACCAAGAAGUUCCACCGACCCAUGUACUAUUUUAUUGGCAACCUGGCCCUGUCAGACCUGCUGGCAGGAGUGGCCUACACCGCCAACCUGCUCUUGUCCGGGGCCACCACCUACAGGCUCACGCCCGCCCAGUGGUUCCUGCGGGAAGGGAGCAUGUUCGUGGCGCUGUCUGCGUCGGUGUUCAGCCUCCUGGCCAUCGCCAUCGAGCGCUACAUCACCAUGCUCAAGAUGAAGCUGCACAACGGCAGCAACAGCUUCCGCUCCUUCCUGCUCAUCAGCGCCUGCUGGGUCAUCUCGCUGGUGCUGGGCGGCCUGCCCAUCAUGGGCUGGAACUGCCUCAGCGCGCUGCCCAGCUGCUCCACGGUGCUGCCGCUCUACCACAAGCACUACAUCCUCUUCUGCACCACCGUCUUCACCCUGCUCCUGCUUUCCAUCGUCAUCCUCUACUGCAGGAUCUACUCUUUGGUCAGGACUCGCAGCCGCCGUCUGACCUUCCGCAAGAACAUUUCCAAGGCCAGCCGCAGCUCGGAGAAGUCGCUGGCGCUGCUCAAGACGGUGAUCAUCGUCCUGAGCGUCUUCAUCGCCUGCUGGGCGCCCCUCUUCAUCCUGCUGCUGCUGGACGUGGGGUGCAAGGUCAAGACCUGCGAGAUCCUCUUCCGGACCGAGUACUUCCUGGUGCUGGCGGUGCUCAACUCGGGCACCAACCCCAUCAUCUACACCCUGACCAACAAGGAGAUGCGCCGGGCCUUCAUCCGGAUGGUGUCCUGCUGCAAGUGCCCCAGCAGGGACUCCGCCGGCAAAUUCAAGAGACCCAUCAUCGCUGGCAUGGAGUUCAGCCGCAGUAAAUCCGACAACUCAUCCCACCCCCAGAAGGACGAUGGGGAGAACCCAGAGACCAUCAUGUCUUCCGGAAACGUCAACUCUUCUUCCUAAGAGCAGAAGCUGCCCACCCGCUGGAAGGCUCUGAACAUGGUCGCCCACCACCCCAGUGUCAGGAAAGAAGAGUCUCUGGGCUCCCAAUGCUGCCAGGGAGGAGCUGGCAGGGGAGUACGAACAGCCUGGCGGUGCCGGGUGUUGGUGGGUAGAGUUGGUUCCUGUGAACAAUGCACUGGGAAGGGUGGAGAGCAGGUCCCGGCCUGGAAUAUAUUUCCUCUCCCCCUGGGAGCUUUGAUUUUGCACUGAGCCAAAGGUCUAGCAUUGUCAAGCUCCUCAAGGGUUCUGUUGGCCCCUCCUCAAAGACUAAUAUCCCCAUGUGAAAGCGUCUCUUUGUCUGGGCUUUGAGGAGAAGAUGUUUUCUUUCACUUUAGUUUCAAGCCCAAGUGAGCACAGCCUGCACUUCUGCUUCUCUGGGGAUGCUUUGGGUAUCCCGUCCUCCCUCCACUCCCCUUCUCAAAAUUCUUUUACUUUAUAUUUUAACUACCUGGCAUCCAUCAGACCUGAAGUGGUGGCACAGUCCAUUUCCCCAUCAUCUGUAGCAGGCAGGCUCUGUGGAACAGGUAGGGGUGAGGGGAUGGAGAUGGUUUGGAGGUGUAAAGCAAUGUGCAUGUGCUGAGGCCAAAGUUCCCAUGUUAGGAGGAUCAGGCUUUUGGAUUUGGUUGAAGUCACUUUUACUUUUGAAAAAGCAUCUGUUCAAUGAAAUGUGCUACAGUUUCAUAUUCACUGUGACUGAGAGCUGAGGUGGGAAGCCCACUUUAUCCCUGGGAUACCAGCCAGGAUCCUUUGUGUCAUAGGAGAAACAGGCCAGCAAUAUAAGGUGAAAACCGAGGGGGUUAACUGUUGUAAACCAAGGGAGAUUUCUGAAUGAAUUAGUCCAACAAAUACACCAUCUGUCUUUGGCACUUUUGUUGAUAUUUAUCUCGGAGUGUUGUGUGAUUCAUUUUGAGCAACAGGAUGGUUGUAUUUUGUUGUAUCAAAAGUUCUUUUCCUGAUUUUUGAAUGUAUUUGUUUCAGUGGAAGUCAUUUUAAUGGAUUUUUUUUCUAACCUGUGUUAACACCAUUGAAUGUGUAUUAUCUUAAGAAAAUUACCACUCUCUUGUGCCCUUAAAAGCAUUAUUUUAACUGGUAGGGAACGCCAGAAGUUUUUCAGUUCAGCUGUUCAUUAGAUAGGAAUUGAAGAUGUGUAUAAAUAUUACAAAGAAAUAAAAAUAUAUUACUGUCUCUUUAGUGCAAUUAAAGCAAGAAAUGUCCUUUUUAAAAAAAAUGGUAUUUAAUAGGUUUCUGACUUGUGGGUCAUUUUGCACAUAGCUCUAUCAACUUUUAAACAUUAAUAAAUUGAUUUUUUUAAAGA
Molecule: messenger RNA, 3885 nt
Organism: Nycticebus coucang (slow loris)
Lineage: Eukaryota; Metazoa; Chordata; Mammalia; Primates; Lorisidae
Gene: S1PR1
Product: sphingosine-1-phosphate receptor 1
Exons: 2
Coding region: 1383-2531 (382 amino acids)
Biological process (GO): sphingosine-1-phosphate receptor signaling pathway; angiogenesis
Cellular component (GO): membrane
Molecular function (GO): sphingosine-1-phosphate receptor activity
Source: RefSeq, a predicted model, not a curated record